AUGCAUUUCUUACAAUGUCUUCUUUCGACCAUUUCUCUCGUCUCCACAGUCACAGCUUUUGUUCCUUAUUCAUUUAACCUCGAGGUCUCGACCGACAGGUCUGCCAGCAAUGAUGUCGCCCGCCGUUUCGUGCCAUGGAAAUUAUUGCCGGACGACUCAGACAACAAUCACGGGUCCUCUUCAAAUGGCGUCUCUUUAACGCUGGACCUCAAAAAGGUUCCUGUCCGCCGUGAUAACAAGUACAAUGUUGUCUUGGCAGAAGAACCUACAAAACCCAACACUGCCGCUCUUAACCAGGAGGGCCUCGAUUACUCUUACUUUGCUACGGUCAGGGUCGGCUCCCAAGACCAGCAGAUGUGGAUGGUUCUGGAUACGGGGGGACCGAAUACUUGGGUCUUUGGCUCAGACUGCACGACUGAGGCCUGUCAGCGACACGAAACAUUCGGUGAAGCUGCUUCAAAGUCUCUCAAGUUAUUACCGCUGAACUGGGCUGUCGGGUAUGGGACAGGAUUGGUCAGCGGCGUCCUUGGGACGGACAGUCUCUCACUUGCUGGUUUGCAUGUAAAUAUGACGUUUGGCUUGGCCAAAAAUGCUUCCACCGAUUUCGAAUCGUAUCCCGUGGAUGGUAUUCUGGGCUUGGGACGAUCGGCUAAUAGCAAUUUCAACACUCCAUCAUUCAUGGAAACCGUCGCGGCGCAGCGCCUUCUCAAAUCAAAUAUUAUCGGAUUCAGCUUCUCUCGCAACUCGGAUGGUGCCAGAGAUGGAGCGGCGAAUUUUGGCGAUGUGGAUACGACCAGGUUCACGGGUGAUAUCAUCUACACGAACACAACUGGAGACAGCAAUAACUGGAGGAUACCCUUGGACGACGCCAGUGUGAAUGGUACACCUUGUCGUUUCGCCAAUAAGACCGCCGUCAUCGACACUGGCACAUCGUACGCCAUGCUUCCCCCGAAAGACGCCACAGUGUUGCACAACCUCAUUCCGGGUGCUAUCACGACCUCACAGGGGCAGAAUUUCACCCUGCCGUGCAACUCGACGGCAGUGGUGCAAGUGAGCUUCUCGGGCCUGAGCUACAACAUCUCCCCCAAGGAUUACGUCGGACCAGCAUACGGUUCGGCGUGCUUGUCCACUAUUGUGGGACAAGCCUUGUACGGAGACGACGUGUGGCUCUUGGGCGAUGUGUUCUUGAAGAACGUCUAUUCUGUGUUCGACUAUGACAAUCAUCGGAUUGGCUUCGCAAAUCGUUCUGUUCCUAUUACAUCACCAACCACUACGGUCGCUGCAGCCGCAGACCCUUCUGCGACAGACGGAGCUGGGUCGACAUUGACUGGCUCCAUAGCGGUCCAUACUGGGAGUGCGUCUAUUGUAUCCCGAUUUGUCCACUGGCCCUUUGUUUCCGCACUUCUUUGCAUGGUGUUGGUGUAG
Molecule: messenger RNA, 1425 nt
Organism: Aspergillus lentulus
Lineage: Eukaryota; Fungi; Ascomycota; Eurotiomycetes; Eurotiales; Aspergillaceae
Product: pepsin-like aspartic protease
Biological process (GO): proteolysis
Molecular function (GO): aspartic-type endopeptidase activity
Source: RefSeq, a predicted model, not a curated record